AUGGGCACACUAGAUAGUAAACCGCGGAUUGAGGGCCGCAUCAGCAAUACGGAUCUGUUAACAAUGAACGGCCACCACACCGCGCCGGACGAGCCAUCAGAACAAACAAUAUGUACAGGAAGAUCUACUCUCAUCAAGAAUACGGCUCGAGACCGCUCACGAAUACACCGAAAAUACCCAAGUCCAGAGUCUUCCGGCGCGCCGCAGCACUUGCUCCCGUCUUCUAAUGCAGAAUUAGUUUCCGAAGUGAAAAGAUACAGCGCGGAGAGAGCGCGCGCGUUCAUAUAUUUAGACUUUAGAAACAUAACUAUAAAGAAUACAUUCGCUUGGUCGCGCUCACAAGAAAUAAUUCUCCAGUCGUACCCCGAAAUUAGUGGAAUAAGGGGAAAGGGGUUAGGACGGGAGGCUUUAAAAGAAGAGGCAAAAAGGUGGGGAGAGAAAGAUGCGCAAAGACUUAGUUGGCGAGGGUGGCGGGCGUUAUAA
Danaus chrysippus (African queen) is the source of this 483-nucleotide messenger RNA. The record is from the annotation of a GenBank genome assembly. NCBI's taxonomy places the organism in Eukaryota, Metazoa, Arthropoda, Insecta, Lepidoptera, Nymphalidae.